AUGGACAAGCCUAUACCAGCCUUCUACGCGUGUUAUCUGCUCCGAUCAACCGUAAGGCAUCAGUCGUUGUAUGUCGGCAGUACGCCACAUCCUGUCAGACGACGGAACCAACACAACGGCAAAGCGGCCGGUGGUGCACAUAGAACAUCGAAGGACUCUCUCCGGCCAUGGGAGAUGACGUGCCUGGUUACUGGCUUCCCGAGUAAAAUUGCCGCUCUGCAGUUUGAAUGGGCGUGGCAGAACACUCAUUUGACACGUCAUGUGACUGCAGACGAUCGUCUAACACAAGCAAAGUCAAACAUACGCGUCUCGCCCAUUUCAGGUCGUGUCAAGAAGCGGCCUGCCAGACCUCGGAUGGGUAUCACUGAGCGUUUGGGCAAUCUGCAUCUACUUUUGCGGUCGAGUAGCUUCGAGCGCUGGCCACUCAAUGUCACUUUCUAUGCUCAAGACGUCUUUCGGGUGUGGGAGAGAUGGGUUCGUCAGCACAUUGACCACCUAAGACCUGGCAUCGAGGUGAGACUUGAUCCAUCUGCUGCAGCCAAAAAGGACCAAGCGGUAGCAUCAGAGGACGCGGCAGCCGGUCUGACAGGCAUAGCUGCUCUGAAUAUCGGCUAUAAUGGCUUUGAAAGCCAGCUAGAGAAGUCUAAGGGCAUCUUCGAGAAUGGUGAAUGGCUGCAAUGUGCUUGCUGUCAAGAAGCUGUAGUCGCCAGUGGCCAUAUGACGUUGGUCUGUAGUACCGAAGGUUGCAACUCUGUGUUCCACCUUGACUGCUUAUCAACAGCAUUCCUGGAAGCAGAAGGCGACGAAGAUGCAAUGGUGCCAACAUCUGGUGCCUGUCCGAGCUGUGGUCUAGAGCUACAGUGGAUUGACCUUGCAAAGGAGCUAACUCUGCGCAUGCGUGGUGAAGCCGAGAUCAGUGCAUUGUACAAAAAGCGGCGCAAGAGGAAAGACGAUGGCGAUGCUGUUGCCUCCGAUGCAGAGAGCGAUAGGGAUAUCGAAGACAGCGACCAGGAUGAUUUUGCAGCGGACGCUGAUGAUUGGCAUGAGCUACCAGAGAGCAGCGAUGACGAGCCACUGGCUAUGAGGAGCGACCCAGGCCCUGCUGUUGUAAAGGAGAAAAGAAAACUUAUGGUGGAGGCUCCUGUUGUUGUCACACUGCCCCGACCGGAGCGGGAAAGAAUCAUUGAGGAGAGCGACUGGGAGGAUGCAGCCGUGAUCACCUGA
Messenger RNA from Recurvomyces mirabilis, 1224 nucleotides. It is a transcript of the gene SLX1, whose product is annotated as Slx4p interacting protein. The coding region runs from base 1 to 1224 and encodes 407 amino acids. The transcript is spliced from 2 exons. NCBI's taxonomy places the organism in Eukaryota, Fungi, Ascomycota, Dothideomycetes, Mycosphaerellales, Teratosphaeriaceae. Gene Ontology annotation, molecular function: crossover junction DNA endonuclease activity; 5'-flap endonuclease activity. Gene Ontology annotation, biological process: double-strand break repair via homologous recombination. Gene Ontology annotation, cellular component: Slx1-Slx4 complex. The record is from RefSeq and is a predicted model, not a curated record.